AAAAUUAUCUGAGUAAUUCACGUACUCAUCUUCCCCAUUCGAUCCAGCCCAUAAAAAUUCCCCCUUUUUCCUUCGUUUUCUCGCUGUCAAGCUUACCUUCUCCACCACUAUCACUCCCGAUCUCUCUUCCUUCUUCUCAAUCGCUCUAAGGGUUCCUCUCUGACCCAAAACACUCCGAGAUCUCCGUCUCAGAUUCUCUGUGCCCUCUUCGAUUUUCCGACGAAAAUCAAAAUAAUGUCGGAAGGCUACGCGAUCGAGCUCUAUUUUGACCCAGCGCUCGAAAACCAAGUCUUGAAAGCUUGGAACGUCUUCGCUCGCCGUCAAAUCAGCACCAAAUUGAUCAACACCGAGUCUCGCCCACACAUAACCCUAUUCUCCACCUCCUUCGUCGACUCGGCCAAGCUCGAACCCAUCAUCAAGACCUUCGCUUCCAGGCAGGAGCCACUAUCGCUCUCUUUCUCAUCGAUCGGAAGCUUCUCCAGCGACAACAACGCACUCUUCCUCUCGCCGACGCCGUCGCUCUCGCUCCUCCAGCUACAGGUUCAGCUAUGCGACGCGAUUAAGAAAGAAGGUGUUGAGAUCGGCGAGGAGUAUCGUCUCGAUUCUUGGGUCCCGUUCUGUCCUGUGGCUCUUGAAGUGCCAAGGUCUCGUAUUGCUGAAGGGUUCUCUGUUUUGAGGGAUUUGAAGCUUCCCGUGAAUGGUUACGCCAUGGAUAUUGGUCUCGUUGAGUUUUCUCCAGUUCGUGAAGUCUUCUCUUUUGCUCUUGGUAACAAUUUGGAGUCUUGAUAACAUUUGUUUUGGCUAGUGUCUGUUCUCAGGUCCGAUGAUUUUUAGCUUAUUGGUUUUAUGUAAUGGUUUAGAAAGAUGAAUUGAAACAAUGGAUGUUGUUUUAAGAAUUGCUAUUUCACUGUGUACAAAAGCUCCGAGCAGGAAAUUUUCUCUCUUUCUCAGAGAUUUAGCUAUUGUCUUUCUGCUAUAAAAGAUUGAUGAUAUUAUUGUUCUGUAGA
Molecule: messenger RNA, 1007 nt
Organism: Eutrema salsugineum
Lineage: Eukaryota; Viridiplantae; Streptophyta; Magnoliopsida; Brassicales; Brassicaceae
Exons: 1
Coding region: 235-786 (183 amino acids)
Source: RefSeq, a predicted model, not a curated record